GAUCGCUAUAGAUUUCCAAGAUUACGGGAAAAGUACUAAAGUUCCACAGAGAGAAAACAAUGUCGAAUCAAUUUCAUAAAGAUUUGAUUCAUCAGUAUAAAACUACUUGCAACAAACUGAAGAAAAUUCAACGAGUAUUUUUCAAACAGUUUGCUCCCAACGUUUCGGAAGUAGCAGGUGAGUUCGGUUCCUUGGCCACCAGCUUCAAUAAUGCAUUCCAACCGGAAUAUGCAGCGCUCUGCCAUAUGGGCCAAGGGAAAUGCGAAAAAAUGAUCGGGAAUGAUGCAGCCGAAGUGGAUGCCUUGUUAAAGGCGGCCCGUUCCUUCCGGAAGGCCCAUGACCAGCAGACCAAAAUUAAAGUUGAAAACCCUUCCAGCGACCACUUGGAAGGAGCUUUUCGGUGCUACACCCAAGCACUAUCUAGACUGCCGGAUGAUUCCGUAACCAAAGCUGCAAUCAUCCGUGAACUGAAGGAGAUCAAUCCGAAUGUGGAAAUUAUCAGUAACUUUAGCUCUCCUAGCCAUCGCAUUUGGGACCUGGAGCAUUCGGCCGAGGAGAGCAUCAAGUCUCGUGACUAUGUGGCAGCAUUCGAGAAACUAACCGAGAUUUACGACGACAUCACCGAAAGACGGUGCGAAGAUCUCUAUCUGCAGGUGAUGCAACGAGUGGAAGUAUCCCGAUUGCUAUUGCUGUGCUUGCUGCAGCUUCCUCCUUCGGUUCGGUAUGAUCACAAAUUCAUUGAACGUUAUUCGUCUAUCGGGGAGAACAAUCUGGGCACUGCUAGCCGCCAGGGGAAUGAAAUCAUUUCGGAGAACCUGUUUUUCCUGCUACAGUCUCUAGUAGUUUCCUGCCAGGCUAAGGACAUUGACUCGCUUGUAGCUGUGCGAGAUGAAAUGAGCCACUGCCAUGAGCUCACCGGAUCGCAACAAGUUCUACUGGAAGAGCUUGUUUCGAAAUAUUCCAAAUGAUAUUAGAUCAAAACAGUUGCGAUUGUAAUAUAUGUGAUUAUACUAAGCUGGUACAGUUUAGAACAUAAUUUUAGCUAAUCUACCUACGAGUUGAUGUUUGUAUGUUUAUAACGUUUAUUAAGAAUAUCGUAGUUGAUUAAUAACAGCAAUAUAAUA
Messenger RNA from Ochlerotatus camptorhynchus, 1124 nucleotides. It is a transcript of the gene Hap40, whose product is annotated as Huntingtin-associated protein 40 kDa. The record is from RefSeq and is a predicted model, not a curated record. Gene Ontology annotation, biological process: vesicle cytoskeletal trafficking. The transcript has 2 exons. Gene Ontology annotation, cellular component: early endosome. NCBI's taxonomy places the organism in Eukaryota, Metazoa, Arthropoda, Insecta, Diptera, Culicidae. Bases 60 to 968 code for a protein of 302 amino acids.